Messenger RNA from Peromyscus maniculatus bairdii (prairie deer mouse), 1761 nucleotides. It is a transcript of the gene Npffr2, whose product is annotated as neuropeptide FF receptor 2. The record is from RefSeq and is a predicted model, not a curated record. Gene Ontology annotation, biological process: G protein-coupled receptor signaling pathway; cellular response to hormone stimulus; regulation of adenylate cyclase activity. Gene Ontology annotation, molecular function: neuropeptide receptor activity; peptide binding; opioid receptor binding. Gene Ontology annotation, cellular component: plasma membrane. NCBI's taxonomy places the organism in Eukaryota, Metazoa, Chordata, Mammalia, Rodentia, Cricetidae.
UUGAGCCACCAAUGACCCAGGAGGUGGUAAUCAGAGCGGCUUCCCUUCCUUUGCAGCUCAGGGAUUCUGAAUUUACAAGCUCCCCAGAGCCUGUUGGCAGGCUGUGAUCAGCUCUGUCGGUAACCAGCAGUUUGCUGGUGCUGCCCGAAAGUGAUGUCCUGAACAAGAGCGGAGAGUGCAGAGCUCGCCACCGGGCAGCAGCGUGCCCUGGGGACCCAGAGGAGGAGCUAGCCCUUUACCCCUCGGCCAGGGAGAGAGAGCAAGGGAGCUGGCGACCCAGAUAGAACCUGUUGCUCAGGCCGGGCUUGGCUUCUGCUUUCAACGCGGCUGGGACUCUUGGCCACCAGCAGGUCCACUAUGAGCAGGAAAUGGGACUCAAACUCUUCAGAAAACUGGAAUCACACCUGGAGUAGCAAUGACACACAGCAUCCCUGGUACUCUGAUAUCAACAUCACCUAUGUGAACUAUUAUCUUCACCAGCCUCAAGUGGCAGCGAUCUUCAUUAGUUCCUACUUCCUGAUCUUUUUCCUGUGCAUGGUGGGAAAUACUGUAGUUUGCUUUAUUGUAAUAAGGAACAAACACAUGCACACUGUGACUAAUUUCUUCAUCUUAAACCUGGCAAUAAGUGAUUUGCUGGUUGGAAUAUUCUGCAUGCCUAUCACAUUGCUGGACAACAUCAUAGCAGGAUGGCCAUUUGGAAGCAGCAUGUGCAAGAUCAGUGGGCUGGUGCAGGGAAUAUCAGUCUCCGCUUCAGUCUUUACCUUGGUUGCCAUAGCCGUGGACAGAUUCCGGUGUGUGGUCUACCCCUUUAAGCCAAAGCUCACUAUCAAGACAGCAUUUGUCACUAUUGUGAUCAUCUGGGGCCUGGCCAUCGCCAUUAUGUCUCCAUCUGCAAUAAUGUUACACGUACAAGAAGAAAAAUACUACCGUGUGAGACUGGGCUCCCACAAUAAAACCAGCACAGUCUACUGGUGUCGGGAGGACUGGCCGAACCAGGAAAUGAGGAGGAUCUACACGACUGUGCUGUUUGCCACCAUCUACCUGGCUCCGCUGUCCCUCAUUGUUGUCAUGUAUGCACGGAUUGGGACUUCCCUCUUCAAGACUUCAGCAAAUUGCUCCGGAAAGCAGCGCCAGGAGCAGUGGCAUGUAUCCAAGAAGAAACAGAAGGUCAUCAAGAUGCUGUUGACUGUGGCCCUCCUUUUUAUGCUUUCCUGGCUGCCCCUAUGGACUCUGAUGAUGCUCUCAGACUAUGCUGACCUGUCUCCUAACAAACUGCGUGUCAUCAACAUCUACAUCUACCCCUUCGCCCACUGGCUUGCCUUUUGCAACAGCAGUGUCAACCCCAUCAUUUAUGGUUUCUUUAAUGAAAAUUUUCGCAGUGGUUUCCAAGACGCAUUCCAGAUCUGCCAAAAGAAAACCAAACCCCAGGAAGCCUAUGUCCUAAGAGCUAAAAGCAACAUGGUCAUAAACACAUCUGGCCUGCUGGUCCAGCAACCUGCAUCUCAAAACCUAGGUGGGGAACAUUUGAUAUGUGGAAAAAGUGCUGAAAAUCCCACACAGGAAUCCCUGGUGGAAGACAUGAGAGAAGCUACUAAUAGUACUGAGGUUUAAAAAGAGCUCAGGGAAGGGAGGGACAGUGUUAUGUAGUAUAUGAGUAUGGAUAUGUCUUUAAAUACUGCUUAGUGUGGCUUUGCAUUUCUAAUAUUCUGGUGAAAGCCCAUUUUGUCAAAAAUCUGAAGGUAUAAAAAUGGCCUUCCUAAC